This is a messenger RNA of Drosophila subpulchrella, 1188 nucleotides long. It is a transcript of the gene Or67d, whose product is annotated as odorant receptor 67d. The record is from RefSeq and is a predicted model, not a curated record. Gene Ontology annotation, molecular function: olfactory receptor activity; odorant binding. The transcript has 4 exons. The coding region runs from base 13 to 1188 and encodes 391 amino acids. NCBI's taxonomy places the organism in Eukaryota, Metazoa, Arthropoda, Insecta, Diptera, Drosophilidae. Gene Ontology annotation, biological process: sensory perception of smell; detection of chemical stimulus involved in sensory perception of smell. Gene Ontology annotation, cellular component: plasma membrane.
UUGGCAGUGAAAAUGGCGAAAAUAGAGCCUGUCGAGCGGUAUCGCAAAGUCAUUCGUAUGAUCCGUUUUUGCGUGGGAUUCUGCGGAAAUGAUGUGGCAGAUCCCAAUUUUCGAAUGUGGUGGCUCACCUACUCUAUAAUUGCCGCCAUUUUCUUCUUUUUCGCCUGCACAGGAUAUACCAUAUACGUGGGCGUGGUUAUCAACGGAGAUCUAACAGUGAUCCUUCAGGCCUUUGCUAUGACAGGAUCGGGGAUCCAGGGAUUAACUAAGCUGUUGGUCACCGCCAAUAUGGCUUCUGAGAUGCGAGAAAUUUCAAACACUUACGAGAAUAUCUACAGUGAAUACGGUCCCAAGGGUGGUGAAUAUGCCAAAUGCCUGGAAAGCAGAAUCCGUAUAACCUGGAAAUUGAUCAUCGGCUUUAUGAUCGGCUACAUUAUCAUCCUGGGUGUCAUUGUCGCGUUUCCAAUCUUCUACUUGGUGGUUCUGCACGAGAAGGUUUUGGUCAUGCAAUUCCUGGUGCCACUAGUUGAUCACACCACCGAUAAAGGUCAUCUUGUGCUCACGGCUAUCCAUGUGGCAUUUAUUGUUUUCGGUGGCUUCGGCAAUUACGGCGGAGAUAUGUACUUCUUUCUUUUCGUCACCCAUGCGCCUUUAAUUAAGAACAUAUUCAGUUUGAAGCUUGAGGAUUUCAACGAGGUGGUUCUCAAAAGGAAUGAGUUCCCAAGAGUAAGGGCCAUGCUCUGUGAUCUCUUGACAUGGCAUCAGCUGUAUUCUAGCAUUCUUCAGACCACUAAGAAGAUCUAUAGCAUCGUUUUAUUUGUUCAGCUUUCCACAACUUGUGUGGGACUUCUGUGUACCAUCUCUUGCAUAUUUAUUAAAGCCUGGCCCGCAGCUCCUCUUUAUCUAAUAUACGCCGCCAUAACACUCUACACUUUCUGCGGACUCGGCACUUUGGUGGAAAAUUCUAAUGAGGAAUUUCUCAGUGUGAUCUACACGAACUGUAUGUGGUAUGAGCUGCCUGUAAAAGAGGAGAAGCUAAUUAUCCUGAUGAUAGCCAAGGCCCAGAAAGAGGUUUGCCUCACAGCCGCCGAAAUGGCUCCACUGUCAAUGAAUACAGCUCUCCAGUUGACCAAGGGAAUCUAUAGUUUCAGCAUGAUGUUGAUGAACUACUUGGGAAAGGAUAGCUAA